CAGAGACAGCGGAAAACAACGAGCUGGAGGUUUAUUUGGAGGAAAUCAGUUGUUGUUUACUCAUUUAUUUACCUUGUUAGGAAGCAACAGCAAUGGAAUUAUGAGUUUGUAAUAAUUCUAUUGUUAUAAAAACGUAUUAUGGUGUUUUUCCCCUUUUAUUAUUUAAUAUAAAAUGUAAUUUAAAAUCUAAUCUCUAUUCUUGUUGCGUAAUAUAACCAGAAUGUAUUUCCCCAGUGUAUUUAUUAUUUAUUUAUUUGCUUAUUUUCUCAUCAGUGAGCCUGGACCAGACUCCUCCACGUCCCUCCUCCUCCUCUUCCUCCUUCUCCUCCUCCUCCUCCUCCUCCUCCUCCUCCAGUCGACUCGUCCCCCACACCCAGAGCUCAGAUUCGGCCUGAAGCUGCACCAGGCCGGGCCCAGGGAUUCUCCCACCGCGGUGUGAUCACCUGCUCCGGGUCUCCUGCUCACUCAGACUCCGGUUUUGGAGCCGCUUCCUCCGAGGCAGGAUGGCAGAAGCCGAGCUCCAGAGCUUCACCUCCAUCAUGGACGCGCUGGUUCGCAUCAGUUCCAACAUGAAGAGCAUGGAGCAGGAGCUGCACUGUCCGGUGUGCGAUGAGAUGGUGAAGCAGCCGAUCCUGCUGCCCUGCCAGCACAGCGUCUGUCUGCUGUGUGCCGCCGAGGUCCUGGUUCAGAGAGGAUACCCUCCUCCAGACCUCCCACCGGAGCCCAACUCUCCAGCCUCCACGCCCAACACCAGGUCCCCCCGGCAGGGACGAAGACCUGCACCCAGGACCCCCGACCGCCUGGAGAGAGUCCUCAGAACAGUGUGUGGGACGUAUCCGGGGCGACGGCGGCGGGAUGCGGCUCCUCCCCCGAUGCUGUUCCCGUGUCCGACCUGCCGGCAGGACGUGGAGCUCGGAGAGAAAGGCCUGAGCGACUGCCUCCGCAACCUGACGCUGGAGCGCAUCGUGGAGAGGUACCGGCACACGGUGAGCCUGGGCAGCGUCGCCAUCAUGUGUGGGUUCUGCAAAGCGCCUCAGUCUCUGGAGGCCACCAAGGGCUGCGCCGACUGCAAGUCCAACUUCUGCAACGAGUGCUUCAAACUGUACCACCCGUGGGGGACGCCGAGGGCCCAGCAUGAACACAUCCUGCCCACCAACAACUUCAGGCCAAAGGUCCUGACGUGCACGGAUCACGAGCAGGAGCGCCUCCAGUGGUAUUGCCGUAGCUGCCAGCGGCUGCUGUGUCCGCUCUGUAAGCUACGACGAGUCCACCACGGGCACAAAGUCCUUCCGAUAGCUCAGGCCUACCAGGCGCUCAAGGACAAGAUCACCAAGGAGGUGAACUUCAUUCUGGCCAACCAGGAGACGAUACAGAGUCAGAUCGCUCAGCUGGAGGCCUCCAUCAAACACAUGGAGGCCAACAGCGCCGUAGCUCUGCAGCAUCUGACCCACAGCAUCCGAGAGCUGGGAGCCGCCGUGGCCGAGCGUCAGGGAACGCUGGCUCUGGCCCUGGAGGGAUCCCGAGGCCGGAGGGAGGAGGCUCUGUCGGCUCAGGUGUUCGAGAGGCAGGGCCUGCUGGAGCACGCCGGCCUCAUGGCCUACACCCAGGAGCUGCUCAAGGAGACCGACGCUCCCUGCUUCGUCCAGGCCGCCAGAGUCACGCACAGCAGGCUGGUGAAGGCCAUAGAAAACCUGCAGUGCUUCACUCUGGCUGCCGAUCCGUCAUUCAGACACUUUCACCUGGACGCAUCCAAGGAGGUCAAACUCGUCAACAGUGUGGAGUUUAUACAAGCUCCUCUGGCUCCGGUCAUCGACACCCAGAAGACUCUGGCCUACGACCAGCUGUUCCUGUGCUGGCGCCUCCCUCAGGAUUCGGCUCCGGCGUGGCACUUCUCCGUGGAAUACCAGCGACGAGCCGGAGGAGCCGCGGCCACGUGGGGCGGCACCAGAUCGCCCAACGCCGCCGUGGCCUGGCAGCGGCUGGACGAGGUGAAGGGAACCAGCGCCGUGGUGGACCGGCUGCAGAUGGACAGCGUCUACGUGCUCAGGGUCCGAGGAUGCAACAAGGCCGGGUUCGGGGAGUACAGCGAGGAGGUUUACCUGCACACUCCUCCUGCACCCGUCUUGAGCUUCUCCCUGGACUCUCGCUGGGGUUUGCACGCCGACCGUCUGGCUCUGGGUAGAGGUCAAACCUACGCCCGCAGCGUGCCGGGCCUCUCCCUGCUGCAGGCCGCCGACCGAGCGCUCACUUCCUGUCACCUGACGUCCGACCUGCUGGUGGCCGACCUGGCCGUGACUCAGGGACGACACUACUGGGCAUGCUCAGUGGAGCCCGGGUCCUACCUGGUGAAGGUGGGGGUCGGGCAGGAGGCGAAGCUGCAGGAGUGGUUCCACCUCCCUCAGGACAUGGCCAGCCCUCGCUGCGACCCGGACAGCGGCCAUGACAGCGGCGCUGAGGACGGCCAGGACUCUCCUCCGUUCUGCUUCCUGACGAUGGGGAUGGGGAAGAUCCUACUUCCUCCAGGACACUCCCAGAGCGACAGCCAGAGCCAGGGGGCCGUCCACUCCCACUCCCACUCCCACAGCAGCAGCCACGGCGGCCUGCCUCACCCCCACACCGCCCCGCUCCCGCCCCGGCUGGGGGUGUGUCUGGACUGCGAUAAAGGCCGGGUGUCCUUCUACGACGCCCACUCCCUGCGGGUGCUGUGGGAGGGUCUGGUGGACUGCUCGGCCCCGGUCUGUCCGGCCUUCUGCUUCAUCGGCGGCGGCGCUCUGCAGCUGCAGGACCUGGUGGCCAACCGGAGCAUCGAGGAGCCGCCGCCCCGGAGGGUCACCAUCCAGACCAGAGCCACCAACCUGAGCAAAUAGACGAGUGGGUAGGACCAGUUCACUCACAGCUCCAAGUCUGACGCCUCAGGUCACCAAAGGAUACACAAACACAGAGAUUCUGUGUGAGGAAGUCUGUGCUACCAAGGUUAUAAUGGAUUUAAACAGAUCAAAAACACGUAAAAGUAUAUACACGUCUGACAUAGGGUAGCCAACGAACAAUAUUAUGUUGUUUUCAGAGUGGCUUCACCUGUUAUACCUGCUAAAUGUAAUUUAAAACUAAUUUUGGACUAGUUUCAAGUCAAUUCUGACCUGUCUGAGUCCUUUUGACAGUCAUUUUUGACUCAUUUCAAAGCAUUCACAUAGUUUUCAACUCAUUUUAUGGACAGGUUUCAAGUAAUUCUGGGCAAUUUUGUGUCCUUGUUGACAAUUUUUGAUUCAUUUUGGACAAUUUUGAGUCCCGUUAGACAACUUUUGAAUCACUUUCGACAUGUUUUAAGACAUUUUGAACCAGUUUCAGUCAUUUUGGCCAAUUUUGCGUCCCGUUAGACAGUAUUUAAGUCAUUUAUCACAGAGUUUGGACAGCAUUCUAGUAAUUCUGGGCAAUUUUGCAUCCUUUUGGUGAUUUUUAAGUCAUUUUGUGCAAAUUUUAAAUAAUUUGACAGUUUCAACUCCUUUUGGACAGGAUUCCGGUCAUUUUUGAGUCACUUUGGACAUGCUCACAAACAUUUUACACCUUUUUUCUAACUACGGUAAUUUAGGACAAAUUUCAAGUCAGUUUUUGGCAUGUGUCCUUUUGGACAGGUCUGCAAUCAUUUUAGGUGAUACGGAAUCCUUUUUGGCAGCUUCUAAUUCAUUUUAGACAUGCUUUAAGACACUUCAGAUGCAUUUCAAGUCCUUUUGUGCAAUUUUUCAGUCACUUUAGACAUUUUUCAAAACAUUUUAGACUGCUUUUUAAACUUAUUUUACAACAUGUUUCAAAUCAGUUUGGACAGGCUUGAGUCCUUUUGGAUAAUUUUUGAGUCAUUUUAGACAGGAUUCCAGUCAUUUGGGGCAAUUUUAAGUCCUGUUGGGCAACAUUUUGAGUAAUUUGUGGCAAGUUUAAAGCAUUCAAGUAGUUUUCAACUCAGUUUGGAUGAUUGAUUAAAAAAAAAAGUUGUCUAACAGGACUCAAAAAUGGCCAAAAUAAAUAAAUGACUGGAAUGCUGACCAAGAUGACACAAAAAUUUAAUAUAAGGACUCAAAAUUGCUUAAAAAAUACUGAAACUAUUUUUGUCUUUUUGUACAAAAAGGCUGAAAAUUGUCCAAAAUGACUUGAAACUUGGCCUAAAUUAGCCGAAACAAACACAAAAUCUGUCAAAAAUGCUUUGAAAUGUGUCCACAACAUUGUACAGAAAGACUCAAAUUUGCCUAUAAAUUACCAAAAUCCUUUCCAAAAUGAGUUAAAACUGUUUGAAAUGCUUUGAAACUUGCCCAAAAUGUCUUAAAAAUUGCCUUAAAGAACUCAAAAUUACAUAAAAUGAUUCCAAAUUUGUCUAAAAUGUCUAAAAACAUGUCUAAAAUGAAUGGAAAAACUGUCAAGAAUGACUCAAAAUUGCCCAAAACGACUUGAAAGCUGUCCAAAAAUGAGUUGAAAUCAGUUUAACAAUGCUUUGAAACUUUGGCGUUUGGUGAACUGAGGCAGAAUUCUCGUCAGACUUUGAUCCUUGACCGAACUGUUGCUGUUAAUUCUGACGAUAAUUUUCCUUUUAAUGUGACUCUUGAGAUCUGACUAUAAUAUUUGAUCUGUUCUUUUGCGUUUGCACUUGGCCUGAAAUGAUCAAAUCUCUCUUCUGGCUUGUUUUACUUCUGUUUUCUCCUCUGGACGUUGUGGCUGAAGUGGUUUUAGACUAUGCAGAAUUCUGUUGACGGUCCAACACCUUUAGAGCAGGUUAAUGAAUGUCUGCCUAAAAAAAGAAGAAGAAAAUAUCUGCUUCUCCCUUUACACUUGUCUUAUUCCGUCCCAGAAUGAUUCGGGCAGCAAAGAGUUGCAUGCAAGUGUAACGAGGAUUCAUGAAUCUACCGUAUAUGCAGAUAAAGUGACUGUCGCCUUGUGCAAACACCUCAGAUGUACUGUACAGUUAAGAGUGGAAUUAUUCAUAAACGAGCAAAAUUAGGAUUUGGAGUGAAUUUUUAAUGGUUGAACUGAUUUUUUUCUGAUUGGAAAUGGCAUAAAUAAGUGAUAAAAGAUGGUAAAAAUGCUCAAUUCUCUUGUCGUUGACUUGUAACUGACUACUAGCCUCAGUUUUUAUUGUAUUAAAAUAAACUAAAUAUGACGUGGAUCAUUUAAGAGAGUAUAGAAACUGCAUUAUCCCAAAUGUUUUCUCACAAAAAUGUGAAAAAUGGAAGAAAAAAAUGUGCAAAUAGUUCAAAAUAAUCGUUUUUCUUUUAGCCCAGAAACAAUGUAACAGAGCUUUUCCAGUUUGCACUGUCAGAGAGGUUUCAUACCUGAGCAUAUAAAAUUUCAUGACUCCAGCUACAUUAUUUGAAAUGCUUUAAACUUUACAUAAUAUGACUUAAAAAAUGUCCCAAAGAACUCACAAUCUUGCAAGAUGACUCACAACUUAUCUAAAAUGUCUUAAAGCAUGUCUAAAAGGGAUGAAAAACUGUCAAAAAAUUACACAAAAUUGGCCAAAAUGACAGAAAUUCUAUCAAAAAUGUUAUGAAAUUUUCCCAAUGUGACUUGAUGGGAUGAAACUAUUUGAAUGCAUUGAAACUUAAAUUAUUAAAAAGCUGUACAACAGGACUCAAAACUGCUCAAAAUAUCUGGAAUCCUUUCAGAAUUAGUUUAAACUGUUUAAGUGCUUUGAAGCCUGCCCAAAAUGACACAAAAUUUGUCCUAAGUGUCUUAAAACACGUCUAGAAUGAAUUAAAAACAUUCAAAAAUGAUUCAAAAUUGUAUAAAAAGACUCAAAAUUGCCCAAAGUAACUUAAAACCGUUCAAAAAUGAGUGAAAAUCUGUAUAAAAUACAUUAAAACUUGCACAAAAUUAUUAAAAGGUUAACCAAUCCCGUCCAAAAUGACACAAAAAUAUCUUGAAGGACCCAAAAUUGCAAAAAAAAUGGCUUGAAAAUGUGUCAAAAUAUCUUAAAAGAUGUCUAAAAUGACUUAGAAAUAUCCAAAAAUAACUCAAAAUUGACCAAAAUGACUCAAAAAUUGUACAAAAAGACUCAAGAUUGGCCACAGUAACUUAAAAAGUUGCCAUAAAUUAGUUAAAAUCAGUCUAGCCCAGAAACAAUGUGCUAUAACUCUUCCAGUUGGAGACACUAGGUUUCAUACCUGAGCAUAUAAAAUUUCAUGACUCCAGCUAUAUUAUUUGAAAUGCUUUAAACCUUGCCAAACAUGACUUAAAAAUGUCCCGAAGAACUCAAAAUCUUGCAUGAUGACUCACAACUUAUCUAAAAUGUCUUAAAGCAUGUCUAAAAGGGAUGAAAAACUGUCAAAAAAUUACACAAAAUUGGCCAAAAUGACAGAAAUUCUAUCAAAAAUGCUUUGAAAUUUUCCCAAUGUGACUCAAAGUUUCAGAAAAUGGCACAAAACUUCCUCAAAAUGUCUUAAAAUAUGACUAGAGUGAAUUAGAAACAUUGAAAAAUAGCUCAGAAUUGCCCUUAAUGACUCAAAAAUUGGACAAAAUGAUUUAAAAUUGAGUUAAAAUCAGUUUAAAAUGCUUUCAAUUGUGCACAAAACCAUUAAAAACUUGUCCGAUCCUAUCCAAAAAGACUUAAAAAAUUCUCCAAAAUGACCCAAACCUCUCCAAAUUGAUUUGUCCUAUAGUUAACAAAUGGUGUAGCAAUGAAAAAAAUACAUAGAAAUAGUUAAAAUUCAUCGUAAACACAACAUUUUACUUUCUUUUCUCACUUUAGAUGUCAUUUCCAGCCUUAAGAAGCCUGCUGGUGAAGUAAAAAGUCACUUCAAGUCGAAUAUUUUUGUGGGCAUGAAUAAUUCCAGGCUUAACUUUAUGUCUAAUUUUCUAUCUUGAUUUUUUUUUUUAAAUGUAGCUUCGACAGCGUGAACAUACUGCAGCUAGAGAACGUGGAUAUUCUUCUGGUUGUGAACGGUGACGUUCUGCUGCGUCUAUAAAAGCCCCGUUUUGGUCUUUUCAGAAGUUAAAAGUGAUAAACUGUGACGUCUCAGUGAUUUGCACAUAAACAUCAACGAUCGGCUGCAGUAGAAAACAUUUUGUAAGCUCUGCUCCACUUUGACUUUUCAAUUGUUUUUCCCUCCGUAGUAGCUUACGGACCUCCAAAGGUCGCGUUUGGGGAAUGUAAGAGCGGGAGUUUUUACCGUCACGUUUUCAGGCUCCGACUGUAUUUUGAUAUCCGCUGUGACUUCCUGGUGGGUAAGUGUGUGAGCUCUCGUGCUUUUCUCUGGUUCGUACGUACGUUUGAGUCCCGUCACGGACGAUUCGUCCCCUCGUCGUUCCAGCGCAGCAUUCGGAUGACUUCAGACUGUAGCAUCGGAGGUCAGAACCUCCCAGUUCAGCCUCGCCGGCGGAAUGUUUCUGUCAUGUCAUGAGAAAAACAAUAAAAGAUCGACAACAUGGA
Acanthochromis polyacanthus (spiny chromis) is the source of this 7408-nucleotide messenger RNA. RefSeq names its product tripartite motif containing 46a (gene trim46a). Lineage: Eukaryota; Metazoa; Chordata; Actinopteri; Pomacentridae. The transcript is spliced from 12 exons. Gene Ontology annotation, molecular function: protein binding; zinc ion binding. The record is from RefSeq and is a predicted model, not a curated record. The coding region runs from base 504 to 2867 and encodes 787 amino acids.